AUGGCCGCGGAACAGAGAAAGCUGCUCGAGCAGCUCAUGGGCGGCUCGGCCAGCAGCCGUGGCGCCUCGCUCUCCAUGACAGACCCCAAAGUUUGCAGGUCGUUCAUCGUCGGCACAUGUCCCCACGACCUCUUCACAAACACCAAGCAGGACCUUGGUCCGUGCCCGAAGCAGCAUUCGGAGGCUCUCAAGGCCGAGUACGAGGGGUUGUCAGACAAGGAGAAGCAGAAGUACGGCUUCGAGUACGACUACAUGCGCGACCUCCAGAAGUACAUCGACGACUGCAACAGGAGGAUAGACUCGGCGCAGCGCAGGCUUGAGAAGACACCCGACGAAAUUCGUCAGACAAACGCUCUGCUGAAAAGCAUAUCGGAAUUUGGCUCCACCAUCCACAACGGUACCCUCGAGGUCGAGAUUCUGGGCGAGAUGGGUGAGGUGUCCCGCGCCAUCGACGAGUUCUACCGCGUGCGACAGGCGCAGCAGACGAAGGUCGACCGCGAGAAGGAGCUCAAGGCCCUCUCCGACACCUCGGGCCCCUCGGGCCACCAGAAGCUCCAGGUCUGCGACGUGUGCGGCGCCUACCUCAGCAGGCUUGAUAACGAUCGCCGCCUGGCGGACCACUUUUACGGAAAGAUGCACCUGGGCUACGCGCAGAUGCGCAAGACGUUUGACGCGUUUCCCAAAGACAUGCGCCACCGCCAGCGGGCGCCGGUUGAGGAUGACGGCAUGGGGCCCGGCGGGCCCAGGGGUCCCAGAAGCGGCGGCGGUUACCGCGGGAGGGGCGGCAGGGGAUACCGUGGCGGAUGGUAG
This is a messenger RNA of Colletotrichum higginsianum IMI 349063, 810 nucleotides long. RefSeq names its product U1 snrnp splicing complex subunit. NCBI's taxonomy places the organism in Eukaryota, Fungi, Ascomycota, Sordariomycetes, Glomerellales, Glomerellaceae. Gene Ontology annotation, molecular function: mRNA binding. The record is from RefSeq and is a predicted model, not a curated record. Bases 1 to 810 code for a protein of 269 amino acids. Gene Ontology annotation, biological process: mRNA splice site recognition. The transcript has 2 exons. Gene Ontology annotation, cellular component: U1 snRNP; U2-type prespliceosome.